Molecule: messenger RNA, 1463 nt
Organism: Pocillopora meandrina
Lineage: Eukaryota; Metazoa; Cnidaria; Anthozoa; Scleractinia; Pocilloporidae
Source: the annotation of a GenBank genome assembly
AAUGCAUCACCGGUGGUCUUUUGUUUGAAACCUGCAAAUUUGUAGCAGAUCGUGACCAGGGCGAAUGUUUUUCUCAAAACAUGUUAUGUUCAUUUGCACGUUCAGCAAACCUUAACUCGCCAUAGACCGUGUCCGACGACUCGAGUUUCUUUCAGAGUUUUUCGCUGUGAACUGUCAACACCUACAUUACGGUCGGCGAUGGCUGGACCUCCGAUGAUCGAAGGAUCUUUGAAGAACACAAUUCACGCACUCGCAUUUGGUCUUAUUUGCGCCACGUUAGCUGUAAACUUUGGAAAAUAUUUCGUGCCUCAUUUUUUCCCGUACAUGGUGGGGAUCAUUAUCUUGAUCGAGGCAGUUUUGUUCGCGCUGGAUAGACCGAAAGACAACUAUGAGAAAUUCCAAGUUCAUGGAAUAAGAGGAACCCACACAAUUGAAGGAUCUCCUCAGAUAACAGUGUCCGGGCCAAGUGAAGAUCCUGAAGCUACACCCACUAAGAAGGGGAAGAUGAAAGACAAGCUGAAGAAGGGAAGGCGAGAGAGUGGUGUUCCUGGUUCGCCAAGGCAAAGCCUUGUUCCUCCUCCGAGUCUUGGACAAGAAGCAAUGGAAGGAAAAGAGACGGGGAAGGAUAAAGUCAAAGAAAAGUCUGACAAGGAGAAGAAGAAGGAAGAAGAAAAAGAAAAGAAGAAAGAGAAGGAAGAGGAAAAGGAAAGAAUCAAAGCUGAAAAGAAAGAGGAGAAGGAGAAAGGUACAGAUGGCGAUGAAGAAAAAGGAAGCUCUUGGAGAAAAAGGCGUGCAAAGACUAAUAAACAGAACUCGGUGUAAUUACCCAUGCAAGAACGAUCAUGAAAUGACAAAGUAGCUUCCAUUAGCUUGUCAACAGGUGCACUGAGCUUAAUAACGGACAUUUCACAUAGCCUUGCACUGAGUACUUCCCUAAUAACAGGAUAGCAAUGUAGCAACGAGCAGAUCGAGUACUAUUGUCAAAAAAAGUCUAGUACAAUUUUUAUGGCCGUGCUGAAAUGGGGUGUUACUUCUAAACCAGCGAACAAAUCAGUUGGACUAAAAUCUUUGCAAACUUAAAUUGCCAUAAAUUGUUAGUUUUACUUUGUCGUAUCGAGCAAUAUUUUGUUUUUCCUAUUUAUCAGCCAUUUUAUACAGUUCUGCCUGCUUACCUUGACAUCUAUGUAACCUUGGUAACCUUGACAGUCACAGCUGGCUUGUUUACCUUGCUACUGUCGCAAAAUUAAUGACGCAACGGAGUUGGUAUUCUGAGUAAAAGAAUGUGUGACCGUUAAUCGAAGAAGGAAAAGAACUCCUAAAUUUAUUUAUCUAGUGAGCAUCAGAAGGGGAAAUAUUUCAUUCUUUUAGCUCAAGUUUCUUUUUACUAGUCUGGUUUAAUGGGAGUAUUUGCUAUAGUGAAUGAGUCUUGUUACUCGAGCAACAAGUCCAGUGAAGCUUGUAAU